AUGCCACCAAAGCUGGACCCCAACGAGAUCAAGAUCAUCUACCUCCGUGCCACCGGAGGAGAGGUCGGAGCUUCGUCUGCUCUCGCCCCCAAGAUCGGUCCUCUCGGUCUCUCGCCCAAGAAGGUCGGUGAAGAUAUUGCCAAGGCCACCCAGGACUGGAAGGGUCUCCGUGUCACCGUCCAGUUGACCAUCCAGAACCGUCAGGCUGCCGUCUCGGUCGUCCCCUCGGCUUCUUCCCUCGUCAUCAAGGCCCUCAAGGAGGCCCCCCGUGACCGCAAGAAGGAGAAGAACAUCAAGCACAACGGUAACAUCUCCCUCGAUGAUGUUAUUGAGAUUGCUCGCAUCAUGCGCCACAAGUCCUUGGCCCGUGAGCUUUCCGGAACCGUCAAGGAGAUCCUCGGAACUGCUUUCUCCGUUGGAUGCACCGUCGAUGGCCAGAACCCCAAGGACCUUGGUGACUCCAUCGAUGCCGGUGAGGUUGAGAUUCCCGAGGCUUAA
Messenger RNA from Linnemannia hyalina, 498 nucleotides. The record is from the annotation of a GenBank genome assembly. NCBI's taxonomy places the organism in Eukaryota, Fungi, Mortierellomycota, Mortierellomycetes, Mortierellales, Mortierellaceae.